This is a messenger RNA of Glycine soja, 1102 nucleotides long. Its product is annotated as EEF1A lysine methyltransferase 1-like. Gene Ontology annotation, molecular function: protein-lysine N-methyltransferase activity. The transcript has 5 exons. The record is from RefSeq and is a predicted model, not a curated record. Lineage: Eukaryota; Viridiplantae; Streptophyta; Magnoliopsida; Fabales; Fabaceae. Bases 55 to 765 code for a protein of 236 amino acids.
UCUUUUCCCUAUCAACUUCUUCUCCCAUUCUUCCACACACGAGAUCACUACUCAAUGGAGGACCAACUCGAACUGAACCCUAACUCGGUCACCAGACUCAGUGAGUCCUCGGCGCCGUCCGACGACGACGAACCGGCUCUGAGCUCCCACACCCUUGCCGCCCUCAAAGAAUUCCUGGCCGAGCAGCAGCAGCGCGGCUCCGAUGCCGCCGGAGAGUCCGAGGUUUCUCUAGUGUCCGAGGAUUGGAGGCUGAGCCAGUUCUGGUACAGCCCCGAAACCGCCACAACCGUCGCCGAAGAAGUUCUCGCUCUGUGCGGCGGCGCCGUCCACGCUCGCGUCGCCUGCAUCGCUUGCCCUACUCUCUAUGCUUAUCUCAAGAAAAUGGAUCCUAAUGUGUCUAUGCAACUUCUGGAGUAUGACAAACGUUUUGGGCAAUAUGGAAGUGAGUACACAUUUUAUGACUACAAUCACCCUGAGGAUAUUCCAUCAGAAUUGAAGCAUUCCUGCAAAGUUGUUGUUGCAGAUCCUCCUUACUUGAGCAAAGAGUGCUUAGAGAAAGUUGCUGAAACAAUUCAUCUGCUCGUACAACCUGGAGAGUCAUUUUUGCUUCUACUAACAGGUGAAGUGCAGAAAGAAACGGCAGCAGAGAUCUUGGGCUUGCAUCCUUGUGGUUUUAGGCCUCAACACUCUAGCAAACUUGGAAAUGAGUUUCGGCUGUUCUCUAACUAUGACCCUGGUACAAGACUAGGAGGGUGGGAAAAAUAGGUUCUUUUCCUUUGGUUGUCCUUCCUUCAAUGUCUCCAAUUAGUGAUUGGAUGUGAUCAUGUCUGCCGUUAAGACGACGUUGAAGUAAACAUUUCUGUGGAAUUAAUAUUUGCCUCUAGGCAACAAGUGUGAUUUUGACAUUGGUCGUUGGAGAUAUUGUCGACUUGUCUCCAUUUCUAGUAACAGGGACAUUUUUGGGUUGUAUUUGAUUAUUACGAGGAAAUGCGUUUCAAUGGACCGAUUAAAUUUGUCUUUUUGAUAUUUGAAACUUGAGGUUAAUCUUUGACCCACCAUUAUUUCAAGAUUAUUGUGAAUGAUAGAUAGUUUGUACUACUAA